AGCACCAAUUAUGAUGAGAAUUACCACAUACUCGUUGGUGCAUACUACUUUGCCUGGUUGGUGGCUCUUAAUACUAUCCUCACCUUGGCAUUAGUUUACUAUUUGGCUCAGUUUUAAUAGUGAAGAAGAAAGAAAGAUCAAAAGUGAGUAAAAAGAUCGAGAUACAAGUCUCGGGUUAGAAAGACUUGGAAAAAUUGUUCCAUUUCCAAACUUUUUGGAAAUUGAUGAGGAGCUUCUGAGCAGAAUUUUUUAUUCAGAUCGAAGUAUCCUCACCAGUGUCCCAAUCUCAAUAAAUUACUGUCGUGGCUUAUUUAUAUAAAUAAUGAGUAUAUAACUACUACCUAUGCAGUAGUUUAAGAAAACCAUUUUUAAAGAUACGUUAAGAGAACUGUUCUUCCAGUAAAUACCUUUUUUAGUAUAAAAUGAAGAUGUUUUUGUGAAACAAGAAAACCACCUAAAACGAAGUGGUGUUCCAGCACACAAAAAUAUACGACGAAGCCAGCUUCGACUAUAUACGAUAAGAUAAUAUCCAUUUUCUUCGUGAUGGAGGAGGUGAUGAUAAUAUCACGAUGCCGCUCAUACUUUCUCCACUGUUGGCAAGGGUGAUUAACCCGAGUCCAGUUUCGGAGCUCUGAUGACUAAAAAUAAGAGAGCAGCCCCAGAAAUCCAUUUCAUCUCUCCCAAAAAUUACCAAAAUUACGUCGGAGGAAGAAGAAGAAGCUUUUUAACUUUUUCUAAAUCUUACUUUACUUUUAAAGAGUGUCGUUGUGUGGUGUGUAGUUGAAAGAAAGUAGGAGAGCAGAAAAAGUGUGGUGUGGAGCCGUGUGAAUCAAUCAAAUUCUUCUAUUCCUCUUCUGUUCUCGUCAAUGUUAUAACACAUAAAUUUGUGUGGUUUAAGACGAAAAAGACAUACAUAAUUUCCGAAAAGUUGCUCAAGAAAGGCGCACACCCCACACACGGCAACAGCACGAUUUUACGGGUGUCGGAUGUCCCAGGACAUGGACGCUGUUGGUCUUCUAAGAAGAAGCGGAGAAGAUCAUCAUUGCAAUACUUCAAAGAAUCAUGAGGACCGGACUGGUUCACAUCACUUAUCAUCAUCAUCAUCUACCUCCGUCGUUGAUCUAGAAGAAAAUAGCAACGCAAGCAGUGGAAGCAAUGAAGGCGAAUUCCCCCCUCCGACGACCACGCCCAUCAUCGGGGAGUCGGAUGGCGUUGGUCCUGCCGGAGUCGUUAUCGUCAUAUCGAAAACUAGUGCCAAAGAUCACCGAUCGUCCUUAGGCAUCAUGUCGGAUUCUAGUGACGGUGGGAGCACGACAACCACGACGGAUGAUAACCACCACCGACAUAAUGAUCAUCAUCACCAUCACCACUCUGGCUCAAGUCACCAUCGUCCUCGUGCCAACUAUUGUCAGUUUGAAACGCCUGCGGACGAGUCGAGGGGAACAUUCCCAGACGACUUUGACGAAGAGUUGUUCAUAAAUAUGAACACUGGUCAGUUCGUGGAAUCCCGAAACGCUCCCAGGCAGUUCGACGCGGACGAGGAGAUGGAGAUGGACUCGAAUAAUUCCAAUGUCAAUCACCACCACCACGGUCUUGACUUAGAUACUGCAGAUCAUUCCGAGUCUAGCGAUAACGAAGACAUGUUUGACAUGAACAGUAAAGUCGCCUUGGAACGGGUAACGACAACCACAGCAUUGGAUGCAGGAACAACUACGCCCACUUCGAGUCGCGUGGGUGGUCAUGUAACCUCCGUCAUAAGAAGACUUUCCUCUCCGAAAGAACUGACCGGUGCGAUGAUGAUGGCGUCGAAUAGUGAGGAGGAGGAGGAGGAGGAGGAGGAGGAGGAAGAUGUUCCGAUUAGGACAGGAAGUGUCGUGGGUGGUAACGACGACGACGACGAUGAUGAUGAUGAAAGCCAAAUAAGCCAAGAAGACGAACCCAUGAACCUAGAUCUCAACAACUGUACUGACCGCGACGACAACAAUGCACCAGCCCCCAUCAUCAUAACGACCAGAUGCCUGGUGGACGAGUCUUACAACCAAGAUGACGACGAAACUCCGGAGGAGGAUCCUGUCGUGGAAGAGCCGACGACAUCUUUCCCAAGUUCUAUUCGCAAAAGAAAGUGUGAAAUUGAAGAGCUCCUGCCAUCCAAGAAAGCCGUGACGGAAAACGAUAAUACAAUUUCUGGAAUAACGCCUGAUCGGGAGUUUAACGAGUUUGAUGAAGAUCUUCAUGAUGACGACGGGUCAUUGACAUCUAGUCCAUCACUCCUGUCGGACACGAGCCCUGUUCUGGCUGAAUGGUUGAACGUGUUUGGUAGUUGGAAUCCAGUUGAACGGCUGAACGCGAUUAAUCACCUCAUUAUGUCAUCCACAUCGUCUGAAGUUCGGCACAUGAUGAGAGUUAUUGAACCCCAGUUCCAGAGGGAUUUCAUUUCCUUACUUCCGAAGGAGCUGGCAUUGUAUGUUCUGAGCUUUGUCGAACCCAAGGACUUGCUCCAAGCGGCGCAAACUUGCCGAUAUUGGCGAAUCUUAUGUGAUGAUAGUCUACUCUGGAAAGAAAAGUGUCGAGAAGCUGGAAUUGGACCCUUCAGUGCAAUGGCACAGCGAAUACACAGCCGUCGUGGUCGCGGAGGAGCUCAAAAUCUCGUCAUGCUGGGGACAAGUCGCUUGUGUCCAGGGGCAAGUGAUAGCAAUUGUAUUUCGAGUUGUGAGCCCUGGAAAUCUGCCUACCUACGACAGCAUAAUGUCGAAAUGAACUGGAGAUUCCAACCUAUUAAACCUCAGAGAACCUUGAAAGGUCACGACGACCAUGUGAUAACUUGCCUCCAAUUCUCAUCUAACAGAGUUGUGUCUGGAUCCGAUGAUAACACACUCAAAGUGUGGUCUGCAACGACUGGAAAGUGUCUUCGAACGCUUGUUGGACAUACUGGAGGGGUUUGGUCCUCUCAAAUGUCUGGUACAACGAUUAUUUCAGGGUCGACUGAUCGUACAUUAAGAGUUUGGAAUGCGGAUACUGGAGCCUGCUUACAUACGCUUUAUGGUCACACUUCCACCGUUCGUUGUAUGCACUUGUUUGAACGAAAGGUGGUGAGUGGCUCUCGAGACGCAACCCUUCGUGUUUGGAAUGUUGACAGUGGGGAGUGUCUUCACGUCUUGGUUGGUCAUAUGGCGGCUGUGCGUUGUGUUCAAUAUAACGGGAAGAUCGUUGUAUCGGGAGCGUAUGAUUUCAUGGUUCGAGUCUGGGAUGUCGAAAGAGAAGAAUGUCUGCAUCAGUUGAGCGGUCACACUAACCGAGUUUAUUCGUUACAAUUUGAUGGUAUACAUGUUGUCAGUGGUUCGUUGGACACAAGCAUUAGAGUUUGGGACGUCCAAACUGGAACUUGCCGACAUACUCUAAUGGGACAUCAAAGCUUGACAUCGGGCAUGGAGUUGAGAGAUAAUUUGUUGGUUUCCGGAAAUGCAGAUUCCACUGUUAAAAUUUGGGAUAUUACUACUGGCCAGUGCCUUUUAACCCUAUCGGGUUCAAAUAAACAUCUUAGUGCAGUUACCUGCCUCCAGUUAAUUAAUAAAUUUGUAAUUACGUCUUCCGAUGAUGGAACGGUGAAACUCUGGGAUAUUGCGACUGGAGAGUUUGUUCGAAACUUAGUAAGGCUGAGUAGCGGUGGAAGCGGGGGUGUGGUUUGGAGGAUUCGAGCAUCUGAAACGAAAUUAGUUUGCGCUGUCGGUAGUCGUAACGGUACUGAGGAAACCAAACUGCUGGUUUUGGAUUUUGAUGUAGACUCACCAAAGUAUGAUGAUGGAAUGAAGGAUGCUUCCACCUGCACGUCAAACAGCCCCUUAAAACCUGAACACUUGGCAUCCAGCCUUAUUUGUUGAUUUUACAUCAAAACAAUAGAUAUCUUGUUCCUUACAGUUCCUGUUUAUUUACAUUCGGUAUAAGGGCUCAUCCAUAUAUUACGUCAUCAUUUUCAACAUGGGAGGAUAAGGAAAAUUUCCUAUCCUCCCGCGUUGAAAAUGAUGACGUAAUAUAUGGACAAUCUCUAAUGAUUAUUAAUUUAUAUUAAUUAGAGUUUAUUAAUUCGAUUUAUUCAGAUGAGUUCAAAUGUUAUGUUGCACUGUGUUAAAAUUUUUCUAAUUUUCAAAAUUGUCAAGUUACUAUUUUAAAUAGUGUAAGCACCGAAAUUGUAAAAGAAGGAGGAGGAGGAGGAGGAUAAUUAUUCAGUAGUUUGGCUUUUUGUCGUCGUACAGUAGGGUUUGAGGUUAUAUUAAGAAUUGUUGGUUGAAGCUAUCUCCUGGUUAUAUUAUUACGCUUAUACACAAUCCAAUCGAGUGGAAUGGGUACUUGUGAUAGGUUGCCUUGCCCAUUGUCAUCAUCAAAAGUUUAUAAAGUAAGGUGUCCUCAUUAUGUACCCUGUAAUGCAAACCUACCUGUGGGUGUACUAUAUGUAAGAGAACCGAGCUUCACAUUCAGGAUUGUUUUGAGAUGAUAGCGUUUCAUACUGUUUGAGUAAGUAAUAAUAAUUUCUUGCAUCCAAAAAUCAUACUCAUUGUACUGCAUCAUUUUGAAUUAGUUGCGAAGUUUCCGAAUCUCUCGCAUCAUUCAUUUUCUCUUAAUAUAAUACAGUUUGGUAAUCUGCAUCAGAAUUAAAUAAGAAGAGGCAAACUAUUAAGUUGCAGUGUGAUGUAACCCACAUCACUAAAAAGCAAAUUUUGUCAGGGUUCCAUUAAAUGAUAAUGAUAUUCGCUACGUUCAAAUAGAGAGAGAAAGAUGUAGCAAAGUAAAACUAUAAUUAUACUACUUAACUACAUAAAUAUAAUAGUACCCAACCCACCUUAAAAAACAACAGCUCCAAUUAAGAAAAAGUCGACUCGAACUCGAGUAUAAGGUCCCCCGCCGCUGUUCAAUAAUAUGCAUAUUAUUAUGCUACAGAAACGCAAUUAAAAAACGAAGUAAGUACUAUAAACAAAAAAAAUGAGAGAGUAGAGGACUGGCAUUUACUGACAUUUUAUUAAAAGGCUGAUCGGAAACUUUUCUGUGUAGUUGUUGUAGGGACAAUAUAGUGUUCAUCAUUCAUCAUCGUCGUCGUCGUCAAUUAUUGUGUGUGUCGUCUAUCGUCAUCAUUGCAUUUUAUUGUGAUUGGAUUCCUAUAAAUGCCUAAAAUACUAAAUCUCAUGCAAGCUGUGUAGCAAAAGUUAAAAUAAGUGGCUGACAGGCAAAUAUCAUAAGGGUUCUCUGGUGAUGAAGGAAUACAAAAAUCACGCAAGUCUUUAAAGUGACACAAAUUUACCACACAAUAAAAGAAUAUACGAAUAUGCAGGUAAAAAAUAAUCCAUUGUGUUGUCUUGUCGGACGAGUAAAAAAAUGAUUGAGGCUGGUUUGUAAAAAAUAAGAGUAAGAAAUCGUUGUUUUACUGUCAAACUCAGGAAGCGCAGUCCCAUUCUCUAAAGUUCAAAAUUCUUUAUUUAAAGUGAUAUCACGUUCUGUGACUAUGCAGCUACUGUUUCAUAAAUUAUCCGCUGUUUGCGCAUAAAGGGAUACAACAAGUUAUAAAUCUAUCAAGGCGAUAGCCAGGGAGGUAAUUAUAUGUAUGUACAUGUGUAGGUGAGAGUAAUAAGCAGACACACAAUGACUACUAUAAAUUGUCUACUACUUGUUUAUGCAAUUGUUGUAUUUAAAAGAUACCAAAAAACUACCACAAAAAACUAUCUGUCACAGAAGUUGUUAAUAAGUGGAUACAUAAUAAGCAAAACAUAAUAAGUAAGAAUAUCUGAAUUCCUGAACGCAAUAUUUCUCCUGAAACAGCGAAUAAGAGUAAAUAGACUGAGAAUGCCAAUAAAAAUAAUAUGAUGAUAAUGAAUAUAAUAAUGUUUCGGAUAAUUGAUAGCUAUUAAUUGGAUACUAAUACAGACAAUUACAGAUUAGUUAUUACUAAGAUUAGUUCGUCGGGAUAAUUAAUGACAACCAAAAAACCAACUUGAUUGCGUUUAAGGUGAUACUUUCUCUUAAUUUUAUUUUGCUGCGUGCAUUAAGAAGGCUCCUUAAUUCUAUACUUUAUGCAAUUAUAUAUUCUGUGGUUGCUGUCGCCCCCAUCAUUCGCAAGGAGAAAGGCAUCAUAAUAAUAAUAAAAAUACUGUGGUCGUGUAAUAAUGGUCAGUUAAUUAGUUAAUUAAUUAGGCCAUGAUUCAUUUUUAAGAGUAGAAUUAUCACAUUUUUUGCCUUUUCUUAACUCUUCCGUUGACAAAUAUCAAUAGACGAUGAAAAUAAAUAAUAAAUAAAUACAGUUUUCGUCACAUUGGGUGCGUUGAUUCCAUAUUACGGUCUAAAAAUAUUAUAUAAUCUCAAGUUUAAAGCCAGUUUUUUUCAAGUUACUAUUAUUACUACUACAUAUUACUGAUAACGUACAUACGAAUAUUAUUAUUUUAUCUAAACCUCAAGUUUUCCUGUGCUAAUAAAAAAAACUUUAUGUUAAUCAA
Molecule: messenger RNA, 6476 nt
Organism: Folsomia candida
Lineage: Eukaryota; Metazoa; Arthropoda; Collembola; Entomobryomorpha; Isotomidae
Product: F-box/WD repeat-containing protein 7
Exons: 12
Coding region: 987-3878 (963 amino acids)
Biological process (GO): ubiquitin recycling; proteasome-mediated ubiquitin-dependent protein catabolic process
Cellular component (GO): nucleus; cytoplasm
Molecular function (GO): ubiquitin binding
Source: RefSeq, a predicted model, not a curated record